Uranotaenia lowii is the source of this 8111-nucleotide messenger RNA. RefSeq names its product protein piccolo-like. The coding region runs from base 815 to 7081 and encodes 2088 amino acids. The transcript has 13 exons. NCBI's taxonomy places the organism in Eukaryota, Metazoa, Arthropoda, Insecta, Diptera, Culicidae. The record is from RefSeq and is a predicted model, not a curated record.
AGAUCAACACACGGCUGAAAAUGUAGUGUCCUCCUCCUCAGGCGCGGAUCGAUCCCGGGAACGAUGCCGGGCAGGUGGUCGCGGAAAAUCACACAGACGUCGUCGUCUUCAUCGUCGUCGUCGGCGGCGUUCUCGGGAAUAGGAUUUUCUCGUGGAAAAUUUUCCGACCGGCCACUCAGUGUGAGUUGGACGAUGGAACGCGUUACUUUGAGCCUGUGACUAUAGAAAUUGAGAGUCAAAUCUUUUUUUUAGUUUUUUUCAACGGUUUCGGAUCUUCAGAACGAGAUUCAUCCUUAUAUGGCAACGCAAGUUCAUGAGCCAUAAAAUCAAGCUAGAACUACGACAGCAAGGGCAGCUUAAUUGAAACAACCCUUAGACGAAGAAUAUGCACCAAUCGAAGAAAAAGGAAAAGUUACACAUCUGAAAUAGCGACGUAACGAAAGGUGUGGUAAUUGAAAAAGUGAAAUUUAUAUUUGCGUGAUCGAUUACGAUUUUGAUGAAUGAAUCUGUGCCAGUGAUUGAAGAAAGUGUUGAAGGAAGAUCAAUCGAAACAAGAAAGCGUUGAACCGUUCACAAUUCGGUUUUAUUGGAUGGUGAAAGAACCCUGACCCCGCGGUACUUUUCCUGUGUGUGGCAAGCUGAAACAAUCUGCCAAGUGGAGGCGAUUAAAGUGAAGUGAUUUUCCUUCCUACUCGGAAAAUUUCUGGGUGCCAUUGAACCCUAGCAACCAAAAGAAAAAAAAUCGCCAUCAGGAACUACCAACAUCGAGGAUUUGAAAUCUUGUAGCUGAGAGAAGCGGGAAUACACACAAAAAAUGGACAAAUCUUCAAGCUAUUGUGGUGGCCCACCUCAGUCCACAAUUGCCAGUUCGGCGAGGCGGCUUCAGUCACAGCUACCAGCUGAACCCCCGGCCUGUGUCCAAAAUGCCAUGAUGCGCCGCGAUAAACAACCCUUCACAUACACACCGGGUGGCCUCGACCUAUCACAGAUCAAGUCUCCUCGAAUGGCUAAACGAAUAUCGCGGAACGCACAAUCAGAGGGGGUGGCAAAUCAACCAAAAAUCUCGCCAUUAGCACAGAAUAACAGUAGUAAUGGCCAGUCUCCAGUAUCUCCAGCAGCAUCAUUAGGAGCCGCUGCUAUGGGUAUGCCAUUUCAAGUAUUUCCCACUGGACCACCAGCACCACCCCCGCCUCCACCACCAAGUGUAGCGAAAAAGCCUGCAACAGGACCCACCAACAAUGGUAACAGUGCACCAAUGCCUCCACCUCCCCCGCCACCAUUUUCUUCAGCAGAGCAGAAGACACCGAGGCCUCACCACAGUUUCGAACCUCCACCGAUGGGGUGCAGACCAAAGAUAGCAAUCCCACCAAACCCGAUGGCAAAUCUUAAAAAAGCGCCUAGGCCUCAACCGAAAAACGAUUUCUGGAUAGAGGAAUAUCGAAACGAAAAGCGUCAACAGGUACCUGACAGACCUAGUCAACAGUCAAUGUACAACAGUAGACAAGCCGACAAUGAAGUCGCCCAAAAUUCGCAAAAUCGCACAGAUGAACUUACUGUUAGGAAUGAAUCGCCUAAGAAACGAUCACCAAGCCCAUCCAAUCUAACCGAAUCAUACGGGAACGGCUCUCGGUUGUCAUCCAUCAAGACACCGCCAGUCUAUAGUCAAAGCCCAGUUCCACCCAACCUUCCACCUCCGAUCACACCAACUAAAGUGUCACGAACUCCAUCAGAUACAUCGACAGCGCCAGUGACACCAAUAGAAUCCAACCAAGAUCACUCAUCCAAGCCCAGACAAUCCACACCUUCACCUUCAACAACAUCAAGUACCAUCAACAGAGCCACGACUCCUGUCUCAAACAGCACAUCGACUAACGGCAACGGAACUGCUUCAGUCAAACCACCCACGCCACAAAAACCUCCUCCACAAGCUCUAGGGUCCCUUUACAUACCACCAGCUCAUGAGGUAUUUGCUAACAGCAAGCAGACACUUCUGAACCAAACCAGUCCGCCAUGGAUGUCAUCUAGACAGAACAGUGUUAAAGAACAGCCCGAAUGGGUUCACAAGGAGGAAUCCGAACUUCUUGAAGCUAACCCAUCCAAGUCUAACAUCAAUAACGAAUCAAGUGCUAAAGCUCCGGAACCCCUCGUAGUAGCCCCACAACCCAGUCCCCCGAAGCCGGUAGUAGUCCAACAACAAUCUCCAGCUCCUCCAUCAGCCCAACAGACAUCACGAUCCCAAACCGUUGAAGCGCCCCCCUCACAGCCGAUCGUGUCACAAACAACACACUACAUCCAGCUUCAAAACCCGAUAAACAAGAUGACCAUACCGACGGUAAUCCAACAACAACCGCCUCCCGCCAGCAUACCGGCUAACCGGGGCUACCCACAGCAAACUCCCAUUUACGUGCAGAACCAGAUGUACUCACCGCAGCCAACGGUUUCUCAGAAGGAACGCGUCAUACCGAUCCAGAUCGAGCAGUCACCUAUAAAAGCACCGAGUGCAGCCCCUAGUUUUGCACCACCACCGUACUAUAGCCCAGGUCCCCAAUUUAACAACGUCCAAUCGCCCAUCACCGUUGGAUAUCCACACAGUGGUUACAGUACGCCAACGGCCAUGUUUACCAAUCCAAAUCACUUCGUGAACCAAGGUUACAACAACAUAUCCUACCCGCCAACGUCUCCGCAACACACGGUCUACCAACAACCACAGCAUCAUCCGCAUUAUUCACCGGCUCCGACAUCACAACUACAACAGCAACAGCAUGCUCACGCGAUGCAACAGCAACGCAUGCAGCAACAGACACCGACGCAGCAGCAACCACAACACCAACAACAACAGUCGGCCGGUGGCGUACGAAUCAUACCGAUCAAGGUAGAAGGCAACGGAGACACUGCGACUACCGUUCGUGGACCACUGUCUCAGACACCAGCGAUAAUUCAAAGUGGUGAUCAUAGAUAUGUCAUUCACGACAUCCCACUAGAAGCCAAGCUUCGUUUUCUUAAAAAUAGACUCAGUGACCCUCGCAGUAGCAAAAAUCAGCAAGCAUGGAAUGGAAACGUUACGCCUAAUCAGUCCCGUUCCUUCCGGGUUCUGCAACAUAUUACCGAUACCCUGGAUCCCAACGAAGUAGCCGAAGCUGGCUCGAACUCAUCGACACCAAAGCCGACAGCGGCCGAUGCUGAUCAUCAGCAGCAGUCCGCUGACAGUUCUUCGGAAGCCGGUCCCGAUGCUCAGCUUAGACGCAUGCAGCUCAGCAGCGAGGACAAAGCGCUGAUGAAUCGUGUCAAGACUCAAGUUGACGGAGAAGUGUUCCUCCAUAAAGAAGAAGAUCCUCGUUAUCGUGGAGCUGCGAUUCCCUCGAAAGCGUUUAGGUAUUUGCAGAAUUUGACCGAGGGUGCCGGUCAAGCGGCCCAAGGGAACAACCCAACCGGAUCAGCAAAUAGAGCGAAUCAAAUGUUCACCCAAAAUCGUGGCAAUUACAGUGAAUCAGAAGACGAUUCAUCGGCAGCUAAUCAGCCAUAUAUUCCACCAAGUGAACAACGAGUGGAAGAACCGAAAAAGUACACUGGGAGUGCCAUUCCCAGCCGGUCGUUCAAAAUGUUGCAGGCUAUGACCGAUGCCCCUGCCGAUACAAAUUCCUCUGACAUUGAAGGUAAUCAAAAUUUACCAUGCAACGGCGAAGUUCGCUACUCUCCCUUCCCCUAUCCACCUACUCCACAUUACUGCUGCAAUCCCAAUUGGCACUUCUAUGAUCCUAAUACCCCACAAUACUAUCCACAUCAUCCACCACCAACGCAUCACACGCCUGGAUUUUACUAUCCACCACAUCCUCCCCCACCACCACCACCACAACCACCACACGGUCACUACGAUCGCAGCGCGUACUAUGCGGGCUACAUGUCACCACAUCACUUCUACUAUCCUCAAGAACCUUGCUCGCCCUGCACACCCCCGCCCUACUAUCAAGUGAACCAGCCGCAGGUAGCUUACUGCGAAAAUAUUGUUCCCGACACUCCGACCCACAGUUACAUUAUUACCACGCCCAAUCCACGAAUCGUAGUUACACCGACCAUCGACGACUCGGACAUCGAAUCGAUUAUCAGUGACUUCAACACCACAGCACAUCCCUUGACUCGAUCACAGAGCAGUUUGAAACGGCUUUCCGAACGUCUUGCCAGUUAUAACACUUCGCCAGAGAAGAUUUUCCCUACCGACCUUGAUCCCCAAAUUCGUUGUUCGCCGUGCAGUCCUCUCAACGAAAGAUAUCGCACAUUUGAAGAAAGCACCUCUUCAGCGCCUUCCUCUCAGUCUGAAUGCUCAGACUCAGAAGGAGAAGGCAGCCAUGUAAACACUUCAACGAGUCCCACACAGAAGAAAAGCCCGGAAACGGUGAGCUCAGUUCAAGAGAACCCCACCGAUCGUGAUGAGGCAAGCAGCAGCGAAGAAAGUGAAGAAGAGGAAACAGUAGGGUAUGAAAACAACACACCGGAGCAUUUGCCGCACCAGUUGAGCGUAAUAUUUGAGGAAGAUAGUGUUUACGCGAGUGCAAAUCCAAGUCGAAGAGAUAGUGUUUGCAGCAACAGUUCAACAAUCAGCGACUGUUCAUCGACCCUUGCCAACGAUUUGGAUGGAUAUGAAAAGGAAGAUCGAAUUGAAAGUAAUUGCGGUAACCAUACAGAUGACGAUAUCGAUCGUUUGGAAGACGACGACGAUAGCUGCAAAUCACAAAUAACGAGUAAAGCAGUUGGGGAAAAACCUGAAUCGGAGGGCAGUGAAACUGAAACAGAAGAGGAUGAAGGAAAAACAGAAUCAGAGGAAGAUACUAGUGAUUGUGAGGAACAAAGUCGACAAAAUGAUUCUAAACAAAAAAAUGGAAACGAGUCUUCAAAAACCAACAAAGUUUGCGACAGUGAAACUGAAACGGAUAGUUCGGAUUCGGAAGCCGAUGUUGAAGAAUGUGAUACAAAGGACAGGGUUACAGACACGGACGUCACCGUCACAAUUACUAUCCCAUCGAUCGCAAAUAAAUCAACCUCUGAAGAAAUCUUCAAAUCAUCAAAGAAGGAAGAUACCAUACCGGCUUUCACCGUUGAUUACGAAGAAGAUUCACAUGUUUCUGUAUCUGUUUCGCUACCAUUGAAAACCAAAUCCGAGUUAACUAAUGAAGCUGUUGAUAACGAAUGUGAAAAGAGUAGUAAUAAAAACAUGACUCCUGAAAAUGGGCAGGAUGAAGACGAGGAGGUUGACUUCUGGAGUCAGAUCGGAGAGGAGGAAGAAUACCAUCCACCAAGUAGAUCUUUGUCUAGAGAUUUCUACAGUAGCCGAGAAGUCAGUGUGGACCGGGAUAGUGUUUUGAAUCAGGAAGAUGAUCAUACUCAUCAACUUGAUGGUGAUAUCGAAUUUUGGAACAACGAAAACGGACCUACUGAAGCUAUCGAUUUAUGGAAGCCAGAUCGGUUGAUAGAAAACUUCAUUGAAAGCCAGAAAAAUGGAAGCAAUAAAGACAGCAUUGAUUACUGGCAAACACAAAACGAAAGAAUGGUAAACAAUUUGUUUAGUGACCAAAAACAGAGUGUUGAAAUCCGGUCAGAUGGUUGUGUCAAAGAUGAAAACAAUAAUUCGAACAAAUGGCAAACGCAGACAAAUAAUGUAGAGCAGCCAAAAUUGAACGAACAGAAAGUCGACGAAUCAGGCGAUGAAUCGGAUACAGAAAGCUCAGAUGAGGAAAGUGAAGACGAUAGUGAGGACUACGAAACUACAAAUACAUCCAAAGAAGAAUCUGAUGUUGAAGAGAGCAUUCCGACACAAACAAGCAAACUGCUGACAAAUGGCACAGAAAUGAGCAAGGUACCGGAAAAAGAAACCAAACUUUCUAGCUCUAUGCAACAGUUAAAUAACAAAACUAGUGAGAUUUUGAAUGGAACAAGCACAGCCACCGUAGAUAACGAUAAAACAUUAACCGUUCGAGAUCGUAUUUCAUUGUUCGAGACGAAUACAACAAGUCCGCUGUUGGAAGUUCCAAAACGCUCUAAAACUCGGGAUGAAAAUAGCACGUCUAGGCCUUCGUCUAUGCUAAAACUAUCAUGUGAUGAAUCGGAAGCAGAAGAUGACUCGGGUGUAACAUCUGACAUGAGUAAACAUAUUUCAGAAGUAGAAACCGAUUCAGAGUGCUUCCCAGAGAUGCGCAAGAUGACGCGAUAUCAGCGAGCAGCUACACAUUCCAGGUUAUUCAAACUUUUGCAGGACGAAAGUAAUAACGGUGAUAGUGAUGAAGAAGAGAUCAAUAAACUGUCAUCGGUUGAACCACCCAAGGAUCAAUCUGAAAACGGAACGAAGUUCGAGGAUAGGAAAGAACUGACACUUGUGGAAAAUUCCACUGCUACAAAUACUGCCUUCGAUCGCAGAGAUCGACUCACACUGCCGAUUAGGCACCAGUCUUCAUCGGGCGUUGAGAGCUUAUCGUCUUCAACUUCGUCAGCGUCUCCUGUAUCAGGAGUCACAAAUGAUAAACUUGCAGAAGAGCUAGUACAAAGUUUGCUAAUGAAGAAAAAAGGUAGACUAUUCCGUAACUUGCCUUUAGAAAAACUACAUGCAGCCGCACUCAAGAUACUUCAAGAAGAUCUGGAAUCAAAUGGAACUCUCAGUUCGACGGAAGAUAAUCUAGCGACGGUUGAUUCUACACCUGCACUCACGCCUCAGGAAUUUAAAUCAGAGUACCAUAAUUCGUACUCGGAUUAUUACGACACAUGGAACGAUACAAAUGGAAAAUCAUCUCCUCUGGAAUACAUCGGAAUAACUUCGGAAUCUGUACCAUCUAAAACGUUCCGCAGUUUGCAUGACAAUCCAGUCAGUAACAGUAAUCGCAAAACGACCAAUUGGUCUACAAGAUGUCCUCGGGUACUUAGUAAUAAGAGCAUAUCCAGACUGGCCGAGGUUCGUGAGUCCGAAACCCCUGAUCCCAUUCCCCGCUCUCGUCCACCUUCGCGCGCAUCCAAUCAAUCGCCCUUCGCCCAAUUAUCCGGAAUGAGUGGUGAUCCUGGUUCGAGGAAUGCGUACAAACAGUUCAGAACUAAUCAUUGACCCCAUAAACGCACUGCCAGUUUGAACGGUUCACUAGAUAAGCAAAGCUAGAAUUAGCGGAUCGGUACGGGCAAUUAGACGUACUGCUCUAGAAGAGUUGGAACUCAUUUCCGCGACCAAUGUUCUAUAUAUAUUAUUAGCAAGAUUGUAUUGAACCUUUUUGUCAAUGGAAAUUUAGCAAGCUGUAUAUUUAUGAAAAAAGAACGACAAGUUCUGGAAAAAUCGUAGCUGAAGGCAUUCAUAUCAAAAGCAUAUCAUCAAGAUUUCAGAGAAGCAGGUCCUGGUGAAACUGACUUCUAAAAGGAAUACUAUACCCGGAUCCCGUUUCACAAUUCUUCAAACAGUCUGGUCGAAUACGUGAGAAUUUUUGUGUGUCAAUUUGAAACAAAAAAAAGCUUAUAAAUCUUGUUAUAGCAUUUUAACUAGUUUUACAAAACUCUGAAAGCUAGCGCGAUAGGGAUAAAACAUCGAAUAGGUUUUAACAUGUUUUAACGAAACUUUCAAAAAACAAAAAAAAUCUGAGCACUUCAUCCUCGUUCUUCAAAAGCUUAACUGAUGACAGCAUCGAAUGAUUGCCAAAAAGGUUUUUGCUUGAGUGUAAGAUCUCAGUUUAUUUACAACGAUGCUGUCGUGAUUUUUUGGAUCUGAUCUUCUUUACUGAAAUCUUGACAAUACUUGGCUCUCAAUAAGGUAAAAUGCUUUUUAUCAUAUCUUAUGCGAAAAAAUCCACAAAUUAACAGAUGAAAAUAAACAAAAUCGAAUGAAAUCCCACUUUUGAGGAAAAAAGGAACAAAAAAUAUAACGUCAUGGUUUACAUGUUUUGUUUCUUUUUAUAUCCAGUAAACCCCUGUUCAAUUCACAAUUGAGUACGAAAACAUCUACGAAUAAUCCAAAUUGAUUUUAAUUUUUCAACGAACCCAUAAGCUCGAUUUGACGAUUGGCAGCAAUGAGGAAAGCACAAAAUCAAAUAUAGUAGAUUAAAUGGAACUGAACAAUUUAUUGAAUGCUUAUAAAAUAUUUAGAAAAUAAA